CGAAGGGUUUAAACGAGCUCGAGGCGUCAGUUUUUCAAUUCUUUGCGGUGGAUAGUACUAAAUUACCCCACCUUCACGAAAGACCGAGCAUUUGCCUUGCCUUUCAAGGUAGGUUGAGUGGAUUAACUUGUGCAACUGAUUUGCAACUGAUUUGCCGAUAGUCAUCAAACAGUACAUUACAGCGACAAGGAAGACGUCGAUUUAGAAAUGAAUAUAUAUUUUCAGUUGGAAUUUCGCGAAUGACUGGAUGUACUAACCAUCUCUUAUGAGAGCAGCGUUGAUUUCCAAGUGAAAAGUUAAAUAAUUUGCCGUCCACGUUUCUUUUCUCGGAAAACGCAGAUUUUGAUAAUUCACGUUAUUAUCUGCGACUUUAAGCAAACCGCGACGACGACAAUAAAGGGAACGUGGCAAAACAAAAGAUCUAAUUGGCAGAACAAUUGCUCAGCUCGUGCGUUUUAAAGCUUUGUAAAUUUCUUAGGCUUGCUCUGCAAAACAACAACAACGUGAAAUCACCAAAAUUUGCAUGGUCUGCGAACGGAAAAGGGGAACGACAAAUUAUUUUGAUUUCCAUUUGGAACUCAAAGCUGCCACCAUAAUUAUGUUGUGCUGAAGUAAAGGUGUGGCUUUGUAAAAAGUAAACACAUCUUGUCAUUUUCGAAAUUCUAACUAAAAAUAGAAAUUGACUUUUUAAUCGACGUCCUCUGUGGCGUAGCUUCCUGAUUGCCUAAGGUCCCUAUUUUUCAGAGGCCGGAUAAGAAAUGAAAACAGUUUUAAAAGGGAAGCGCUGAGCUAUUGUUCUGCCCAAAGAAGUCUUUCAAGUUUUUAUGUCACGGCCAAGUCAUUGUUUCCGUCGCCGUCGUGGCUUUUUUUUUCAGUUUUUAAUUUUAUAUAUUUCUGAUACAAAAUACAGACAUAAUUAAAGUUACUACACAGAAACAAGGAGGUUUUACCAACAACAGCCGCGCAGUAGCUGCAGUGAGCAUUUUCACCAAAAUAAUCUUUAUAAAAAAAGUAUCUUUCGAUGCCGUCCAAUGCUUUCCCAUGCUGUCUGUCGUGUAUUCGUGGUAUCUUUCGAUACGUCGACAAAAUUCGGUUUACAUUUGUUCAGGUCUUCGCUAGUUGUCGCCGUUACGAAUUAAACAUGACUGGUCAAAAUUGCAGCUUUAUCUUCGUGCGCGAUGCGAUCCACGUUUGGAGAAGUUGGAGCCGAUUUUGCUGGCAAAAGUCGAGUGUAUAUUAUGAUCGAUAUCGAUAGCAAGAUCUACUCUCGCUCGUCAUUAAGAAAAAAUAGGUUUUAACGGGGUUUAGACAGUUUUAAGCUAAUUCCGACAUAUUUUUUGAAGGAAUCUUUGUUGGAUAAUUUGUUGUAGGAUGUUUCUUCUUUUUCCAAAAAUCCUCGUGUCCUUUUUCCAAGGAUCAGCGCGUCCUAUUCUCGAUACCAGCUUUGACUGAUUAAAGACUGACAGAUAAGUUUGCCAACAAAAGGCAACAGAUGACUGAAAUAUUGACCAAAACUUAGCGUCAUAUGGUCACAAAAAUAGGCUGUUUGUAUAAUUGAAAAGAAAAACUAAGCUUUGUUAAUGAAAUUCUGUAGAGAUUAUGCCAUGAAACGCGUCACUAAAGUCUUACAAGCACAUGCCGUCUUUCGCGUAUUCUUGGUAUCUUUCGAUACGUUAACAAAAUUUUGUUUACAUUUGUUCAGUCAGGUCUUCCCUAGUUGUCGCCGUUACGAAUUAAACAGUACUGUUUAAAAUAGCAGCUCUAUUAUCGUACGCUACGCAAUCCACGUUUGGAGAAGUUCGAGCCGAUUUUGCUGGCGAAAUUUGAGUAAUAUAUUAUGAUCGAUAUCAAUAGCAAGAUCUAUUUUUGCGCGUUAUCAGGAAGAAACAGUUUUUUUUUCCACGAAUCUUUGUUCGAUAAUUUGAUGUAAGAUGUUUCUUCUUUUUCCAAGAAUCCUCGCGUCCAAUUCUUUAUACCAGCUUUGUUUGAUUAAAGACUGACAGAGAAGUUUGCCAACAAAAGGCAACAGAUCACUAAAAUAUUGUCAAAAUAAUUAAAGUUAGUCAUGUUUCCUGUAGCGAUCCUUUCGACCGAGAAAUAAUUCGCUCUUUCUUCGACGUGUACCGCAACUAUCUGUCAGAGAAAUCUGUAAAACCUUGAGAUUCUGCGGCAAAUGAUCCAACUUUUUUAGACAACCGUGGCACUGUCUACAAUUAAAUGUACUUUCAGAAACGAUCACACGACUGACACUUCGUUUCGUUUCGUUUCGAUUUCGUUUGACAUCGUUUCGUUUCGUUCGUUUCGUAAGCGCGAUGCCAAUGGAACAACGUCCUCUCCUUAUUCUAUUCCAAAUAUCACCUAAAAUAUUUUUCUAUAUCCUGAAAGCAAAGUAGAUAACUAAACGCGGACACUGAAUUGCAAAUUUACCCGAAAUAAUGGAAAAUAAGUUCACUUGAAUUAUUGUUUAGCUCGAUUACCUUUUUCGCUAGCACGCAAAAAAUAUCAUCAAGUCACAUAAUUUUGCAUAGAUUAGAGUGACUUCCCUCGCUUUCGUCUCACCUUGGGGAGGGGGUGGGUACGCCUUACGUAAGCUAACGGAUAACCAAAGUAUUGGCCAACAUUCAACAUCUUACGAUCACAAAAAUAGCCCGUUUGUAUGAUUUGAAAGAAGAACCAAGCGCACCUUUAAGUAAACUAAAUAGAGAACAAAACACAGAGCACUCAAAGUAUUUGAAAGAAAAACUAAGCGCUCCCUUAAUGUAAAAUAAAUAGAGAAAAAAACACAAGGCACUUAGAGUAUUGACCACCGAAUUUGAUCAAUAUUUUUAGAUGGAAGAGGAUGAAAUACAGGUUGAAGGUUUGAAUGCCUGAACUGAUCAAUAUAUUACUAUGACAAUACCACAGCAAAUCGACUGAGGAGAAUUAAGCGCAAGCACAGUUAAGAUUUAUCAAAAUUUGUCUCAGCGAUGUAAAUUUUCUUGCAUUCUACUCUUCCACCACGUUGCACGUAACCAGUAGUCGGGCGACUGAUCCCACAUGGAAAUAAAACACCUGAAGAUCAGAGUAUCAGCAGCCGAAUUUUGAUUUCUCGUCAUAAUAAAAAACUAAGCACUUACGUCUUCAUAGAUGACUCAAAACUGUUUCAACAAAUCAACUCUUUAAAGGCUGCGACACGAAUGAAGCACGUGUGAGCAAAAUCACUUAAUGAUCCAAUUGAUGCCAGAUGUUGUCCGAAGAGUAUUUAUGUCGGCGUCAUAAUCUUUUGGCUGAGGAAAACAAACAGCGUAUUAUUAUUUUGACAAUGCUUACUAAAUAUUUCUUAAUAAUUUUCUAUCCACAAUGGUUUGGUCAAUUUACAAAUGUUUUAUUUUCUUCCUCUUAUAUUAAUAAAAAUUAUUUUUUUCAAAGUUUGUUAUCAAGAAUGGCACAUGAAGGGACCUCAGAGAAAAGUUCUGAUGCCUCGGCAACUGAAGUUGGUCAGAUUAUAUUUGGUGCAAAAAACUUGGAGUAUCAGAUCGAAGAAUUUGUCAGUUCCGGUGGCCAGACAGUUAAUAUCCUCCUGAGUGGCAAGACAGGAGUUGGCAAGUCUUAUUUGACAAAUGCGCUCAUUGGAGAAAACGUUGCAGCAGAAGGAUAUGACAUCGACCCACAAACUGAUGACGUAAGCUACUUUGAUAUCGACAAUUACUUCACCUUUUAAACUAUUAUGAGGUGCUUUCAUUAACGGGUUACUGUGCAUUACUUGUGGAUAGGAAAAGGGAUAAUAUCUCGCGUCCAUGCAUGUCUAGAAUCCAUCUGUUCCCUUUUUUUCUUCCGGAAAUUCCCAUCUUUAAUACUUGAAAUUAAGAAAGAAUUAUCGAAUUACUCUACAGGUAUUAGGUACAAAAUUACUCUAGGGAUAAGAAAAUACUUCUUUUCAACGUCUUUUAGACGGACAGGGCUUUAUAUGAAUAAAACGUUUUCAUGCAUUUUUCUCGCGUAACUGAGGUAACAUACCAAGCCAUAUCAUAAUGAAAUCUCUGUUAGAGUUAAAAGUAGUAAUCAUUUCCUGUUUUAUGUCCCUCAGGUAACUGCUUAUGAAGUUGUCAAAAACGGCGUAACUAUCACAGUGUUCGACACUCCAGGACUUGCAGACGCAACCGGCAAUGAUGAAGAAUAUCUGCGGAAAAUCAAGGAGAGAGUGACCCACUUCGACUUGUUUCUCUUCUGCACUGAGAUGACCAGUAAGCGAUUCCGCACCGACGACUUGGAAACGAUAAAGAAGCUUACAGAAGCCUUGGGGGAGAAACUUUGGGAACAUGCUCUGGUGGUUUUAACCUUUGCCAACGAAGUCCCACUAUCGCCAACCAAGAAGACAGAUGACGUACCUGAAGCAACCGCUUUCAAUGACAGCGUUUUAGCUUUCAAGAAAGCGAUAAACAAACAUUUGGUUGCUAUCGGAGUACCUGAUAUUACAGCGGCUAAUGUGCCAUUUACGCCAGCCGGAGAGUUGGAUGAUCCAAGACUUCCAGAUAGAGAAGACUGGUUAACAGCAUUUUGGAUCUCAGCUUUCAAACGUAUCAACAAGAACGCAAAAGCUGCUUUCCUGAUGGUAACUGUUGAUCGUAUUUCAUUUUCUUCCACCCUUAGUGACGGAAACGAAGAAAUCAAAGUAAGGAAAGAUGGCAACGUUGUCAGUCUUGGCCAGUUCGGUAAUUUAUCCAUCGAAGACAGGAAUGCAAUCACAGAGCUCAAAAAAAAAUUGAAAGAGAGCGACUUUGACGAAAAAUUGAACCGUUGUUUCCAGAAAGGCGGGACGUCCGACGAGCCUGGCCAAGAUUCAAAGGUGUCAGGUCCCUCCAUCAAGGUGAAUGAAACGUACUCUGAAGAAAUCAUUAGGGAUGUGUUUGGCGGUGUAUCAGGGCAACUCAUCGGUGAGCUGACCGGUGCUAAAUCUGGUAAAAAGUACCAAACAUUCUUCGGCUGGCUAACGAAGUAUUUUAAGAAGUCUUACCCAACUUCCCGACCCACUUAAGCUGGACCAGAAGGCAUGAAGAAAUGAUCACACGGUGGCCAAAAGAGUGAAAAAGAAAGGAACUAUUUGCCAUUAAAAAUAUCAAUCAGUUACACUAUGAACAUAUAAUCUAUUGACGGAAAUGAACUCUAUAUACUUAAAAGGUUCAUGCCACGUUUCUGAAAUAAAAUAUUCUGUAGAAAAAGGUUCAGAUAGAUUGCAUAUAGCUCCAAGCGUUUUUCUGUUACAAGAUAAGACGAGUUUCAUUCAUCUGCAGAUAAAGUUGCUGAGUUCUAAGUUCAGGUAGAUUGCAUAUUAUAUGUGGGCUUGUUAGAGAUCCAAGCGUUUUUUGUACAAGAUAAGACGAGUUUCAAGCAUCUGCAGAUUGAGUUUCUGAGUAAAAUGAAACUAUUUAGCUCUAUUUAAUACAGAAG
This is a messenger RNA of Pocillopora meandrina, 5427 nucleotides long. The record is from the annotation of a GenBank genome assembly. Lineage: Eukaryota; Metazoa; Cnidaria; Anthozoa; Scleractinia; Pocilloporidae.